CACUUAUUUACUUAAACUCUUUGCUAGAAUUUUUUUUAGAAUUCAGCAUCGGAGGAGGAAUGUGACAUAAUAAUGAUCGAAAGCCGAGAGUUUAAAAGUUGUGAUCCCUCAAAUGGUUGGAGGGUUAUUCUAGCCUCUAAGGACUGAAUGUUGUGCACAAGAGUGUCUCAUCAGGUCAUACAUUGUGCAUCUGGGGGAGGUGUUGUAGCCAUUGACAACAAAAUAGAACAAGCAAUGGAUCUGGUGAAAAGCCAUUUGAUGUAUGCAGUGAGAGAAGAGGUGGAAGUUUUAAAGGAGCAAAUAAAAGAAUUAGUAGAAAGAAACUCCUUACUUGAACGAGAGAAUGCACUGUUAAAAUCUCUUUCAAACAAUGAUCAGUUAUCCCAGCUCCCUGCCCAACAGGCCAACCCUGGUAGCACUUCUCAGCCGCCGGCAGCCACUGCGCAGCCUCCUCAGCCAGUGCAGCCUCCACAGCAGCCGAAUGUCUCCUCAGCGUGAGCUUUCCAAGCGUCGUGCGGAAAAAACCAGAAAGCAGUCUUUCCCGUGUGCCACCGCUGUCCUUCCCACUUUACACGAAAGCAAGUAGCCAUGCUUUGGUGGUGUGUUUGGCCUUCUCAGUAUUAGACAAUCAUCCUACAAGAGCUUUUCCUCCACGACGCCACGCGGCCAGUGGCGUCCUCGGCCGUCUGUCCCCUGGAGGACGCCAGAUGGGUUUGUUAGAGCAGAGUCUGCAUCUGCCCUGGUGCACAUGGGUGGACUCCCCUGAGCCUUCUACCACAUUAUACCUAUCACUUCAUCUAAAGAGCCACCUUUCCUUUCAGUAUCAGAAGCAUUUGCCUACAUAAGUUUUCUUUUUUGUGUGUGUUUUAUUUAUUACAGGGCUGCUAUUUUCAUAAUGUACAUGAACAAUGUCACAGAAAUUUUUUAAUUUUUUUGAAUAAUUAUAAGUGUCUGUAAAGCAAUUGAAAGACAGGAUUUCAUUUCAUAGAUAAAACGUUUAGGCAAUAAUUGAACAAAAGAAUCCUGGCAUUCUAUCUAACACUAAUGGCAAUUUACCUUUGGUAUUUAUUUUCUGUAGUAAAGACCCAGCUCGAAUGUAAAUUUUGUAUAGUGUAAGUAUGAAGAACACAGUGCAUCUGUACAGACAGUCACCAGUUAUUGUGAUAUAAUAAAUAAUUGGGCUAUUUUGAUGAAGAAAA
Molecule: messenger RNA, 1199 nt
Organism: Dipodomys ordii (Ord's kangaroo rat)
Lineage: Eukaryota; Metazoa; Chordata; Mammalia; Rodentia; Heteromyidae
Gene: Tsc22d2
Product: TSC22 domain family, member 2
Exons: 3
Coding region: 148-498 (116 amino acids)
Biological process (GO): regulation of transcription by RNA polymerase II
Source: RefSeq, a predicted model, not a curated record